AUGUCACAUUCUGUUUUUGUUGUAAUCACCUUAAAACUUUCUCAAACAUUACAUUCUCUGUUUGUUGACCUUAAACAUUCCCCAUAUAUCACAUUCUCUGUUCGUACUAUUCACCUUAAAACUUCCUCAUAUGUCACAUUGUCUGUUCGUUGUAUUAUCCUGAAAACUUUCUCAUUCGUCACAUUCUCUGUUCGUUUAAUUCUCCUUAAAGCUUCCUCAUAUGUCACAUUCUCUCUUCGUGGUAGUCUCCUUAAAACUUCCGAGUACGUAAAAUUCCCUCUUCGUUGUUUCCUCUUUAAUACUACCUCAUAUAUCAAAUUAUCUCUUCAUGUUAUUCACCUUAGAACUUCUUCAGUGUCACAUUUUCUGUUCGUUGUGUUAUCCUUAAAUCUUCUUCAUAUGUCACAUUAUCUGUUCGUUGUAUUCUCCUUAAUACCAUAUGUCACAUUCCCUGUUCGUAUUACUCUCUUUAAACUUUCCUCAUACGUUACAUUCCCUGUUUGUUGUAUUCUCCUUAAAACUUCCUCAUAUAUCACAUUCUCUCUUCGUGUUAUUCUCCUGAAAACGUCCUCAUUUGCCACGUCUAUUCAUGGUAUACUACUGAAAUCUUCCUCAUAUGUCACAUCCUCAGUUCAUGGGGAGGAAAACUGA
Molecule: messenger RNA, 651 nt
Organism: Acanthosepion pharaonis
Lineage: Eukaryota; Metazoa; Mollusca; Cephalopoda; Sepiida; Sepiidae
Source: the annotation of a GenBank genome assembly